Messenger RNA from Gastrolobium bilobum, 1331 nucleotides. RefSeq lists its product as uncharacterized. Lineage: Eukaryota; Viridiplantae; Streptophyta; Magnoliopsida; Fabales; Fabaceae. The record is from RefSeq and is a predicted model, not a curated record. The coding region runs from base 162 to 995 and encodes 277 amino acids. The transcript has 2 exons.
UUUUCGUCUCGAGAUUCUCGUGAAAUAACGAGUAUCAGUUCCCGUGAGCUCAAAAUCCUGCACUUCACAGUCCUCUCAUCUCACGUCCCAAUCACUUCACAAUUCACAAUUAAGCAAAACAAAACCCCUCUUUCUUCUUCUUCUUCUUCUCGUGUGAUGUGAUGACUCAAUCGAUGUCGCACAAGCCUCUCGAUUCACGCCACUCCAUGGACUCGUGCAUGUUGCAGCUUCGCAGCUGGAAACCCUUCAAGCUCCAAACGACUCCCACCAAAAUCCAUGACUCCGAUGGGUCCCACCUCAUCAACCAAACAACUAGGCCUUGCCCUUACAACUACUCCUCCAACAACAAGCGUCCUUGCCUCUCCGACCGUGCCACGACGUCGUUUUCUCUCGACAUGUCCAAACUCACCCUCGCCGACGACGACAACAAGCCCAACAGGACCGGCAAUUACCGCCUCAUCGCUCGCAAGAGGCGCCGCCGCGGAUCCAGAUCCGUGUCCGGCCGGAGCAGCGAUCGGAGCGGCACGCGCCGCUGCUGCUCCGUUGGGGCUUCGGCGGCGUACGGGACUUGUUCCGAUUUUCCGGUGGCGAUGGGAACCGAUUCGAGCGGGGAGUUGUUCGGAAAUGGUGAUGCGAAUUGGUCUUCGGAUGUGAGCGAAGCCAAGAAUUCGAGGAGGGAGAGGGAUAGGGAUGGUGGGAGUGGAGAGAAGGAGAAUGUGGGUUUAGGGUUUGGGGUAAGUGGGUGUACUGAUGCUAAUGGGAAUGAAUCAGGGUAUGGGAGUGAACCGGGUUAUCGUGGGGAUGCUGAGUUUGGAUAUGGGGAUGAGUUUGAUGAGGAAGAGGAUGAUGCAAGAUUGUUGUUUUGGGGUGACCAUCUUGGAGCUGUAGAUUCUAAAAUGGAGAUGGUUGGGGAGAACACCUUGCUAGAUCAAAGAUCUCAUCAUAGAUGCCGUCGUAGGAAGCAUGACUGUAGAAUGGUUGAUGCAUUGAGAUGAGGAUAGCAGAAAUCUAUCUUUCCUUCAACAAGGGACUGGAACCGGCUUCUUUUCUGGUUCAUAUAUGAUACUGCGUACCCUCGUCCUUACCCAUUCGCCAAAUCAAUGUCCGAAAUGGGAUAAUUCAGCUUCUGUAAAUUUUGAUCCAAAUAUUAAAGUGAUCUACUUACUGAUAUAUGAUGAGGAAAUGUGUAAAAGUAUUGCGCUUUUCUUAUUUCUUUGUUUGGGAUGUGUACCACUACCACCUCUAAUCUCAGUCAUACAAAUUUGUAGAACACAUUUGGAAAAAAAAAAAUCACAAUGAAGAACAUACUUUUAGCAUGCAUACUCAGUUUC